Molecule: messenger RNA, 5521 nt
Organism: Branchiostoma floridae (Florida lancelet)
Lineage: Eukaryota; Metazoa; Chordata; Leptocardii; Amphioxiformes; Branchiostomatidae
Product: collagen alpha-1(XXIII) chain-like
Exons: 42
Coding region: 297-2402 (701 amino acids)
Source: RefSeq, a predicted model, not a curated record
GCGGAGGGAUUUGGAAGGUGUUUAUGUAAAUAACAUGCUGGAGUGGGGAAUGCAGUUCGCGCGCAGUCAGGCGGACCAAAGCACGUUGGCUCGCCGUUGGGGGAAAGUUUACCAGCGAUCGUGGGUUUGAUUCCCAAUAUUCUGAUUAGAGUCGAUCGCCUGACGUGUUGGCUAGGCGCGUGUCUACACUCUCUAGCUCUUCAGCUCUGGACACAGGUCGCAGCGGAGGACAGAGGAAACUUUUUUUCUUGUUGGAUCGCGAGGAACUCGUGCGCGUGCAGUAAGACCAACCCGGUAUGGAGAAGACCGGGAAGAAGUUUGUGGACUCUCGGCAGGGGGAGAGCCAGGCUGCCGAGGACUCCGCCUCCCAGGCCCGGCGAUCGUCGCGGUUGUGUUGCGCGGUGGCGUUCAACUUGUUGUUACUACUGCUGUGCGUGUUUGCCCUGGCUUGCUGUCUAGUGUUCAACGUGAAACUUUUAGGCCUCCAGGACAGAGUACGGGACUUGGAGGCCGAGUGUGGGACCGGUGUCUCGGAGGACCGCUUGUCGGAACUCAUCGAGUCCCGGGUAGAGAAGCUCUUCGCCGAGAAAUUGGAGACACAUUUGGCGAGACAUCGACGGGAGCGAGAAACAACGGAGUGCAAAUGUCCGCCCGGUCCCCCGGGCAGAAGAGGAAAGAGAGGCAGAAAAGGUGAUACAGGUGACCCUGGCCCACCCGGCAAAAAUGGCUUUCCGGGAGGUAUUGGUCUACCAGGGGUUCCAGGGAAAAAGGGGGAAAGAGGGUACCCUGGGUUUAAGGGGGAUAAAGGAUACAAGGGAGACCGAGGUCUGGAUGGGGUUUGCCUUCCAGGACCACCAGGCAUGUCGGGAGCGAAGGGUGACCGCGGAUACCCAGGAUUUCCGGGUCCUAUUGGCUUGGAUGGAAGGCCUGGUGCACCAGGACUGAAAGGCCUCACUGGAGAUCCUGGGUUUCCUGGUCGAGAUGGUCUACAGGGUGAACCUGGUCCCCCUGGCCCUCAGGGUCCUCCAGGCAUACCUAUAGGGUCCUCUGGAAAGAUUGUCAACAUAAAGGGAGAAAAGGGCGACCCCGGGAAGCCAGGCCUGAUGGGACCACCAGGUGUACCUGGUGUCCAGGGACCUUCUGGAAUACGAGGUAUAGAUGGUCUACCUGGCAGGAAUGGAGUAAAGGGAGAUGUUGGUGAGAGGGGCCCAACAGGAAAACCUGGGGCAUCCGGAGAACCUGGUGAACCUGGAGAGAAUGGUUAUCCUGGAAGCAGGGGUCUGCCUGGGCCUAAGGGCGAUAGAGGUGACAUUGGUAUGCCUGGUCCCAAAGGCUCUCCAGGAAUACAGGGCCUGAAGGGAGACACUGGCGAGAGAGGAGAUAGGGGAGAAAAGGGAGAGAAGGGUGACAUGGGAGGUGUCAAGUUCUCCGGCGAGGAUAACCAGUUCUCUUCCGUCAUUGGCCCUCUCAAUAACCCCGGCCCCCAGGGUCGGCAAUUCCCUGGCCUGACUGUGCGUGGACCCCCUGGCCCACCUGGUCCCCCUGGAGUACCCGGCCCUAAGGGUGAUAUGGGCUUGCCCGGAACUCCUGGCAUAGAUGGCAGAAAGGGGUCACCCGGGGUCAAGGGUGAAAGGGGUAGAAGGGGGCGCCCUGGCUCUGAUGGCACGCCCGGCAAAGAUGGCGACCCCGGCCAGCGCGGACAGCCCGGCCUUCCCGGAAUCGGAGUGAAAGGCGACCGAGGAGAGAUGGGUCUUCCUGGACCACCUGGUGAUAAAGGCGAACCUGGCAACGAUGGCGUACAAGGCCCGCCCGGACCCGCGGGUGCUCCUGGGAAAAAGGGAUUUGAUGGCAAAAAGGGAGACCGGGGUGAUGCCGGAGAGGGAACUGCUAUAGUACGUACGAUGCCAGGUCCAAGAGGCCCACCAGGACCAAUGGGAGCUCAGGGAUUAAGAGGGGAACCAGGACCUAAGGGCGACGUAGGUGACACAGGGAAAACGGGAGCAAUGGGUCCGGCAGGUGCAAUGGGACCAGCGGGGGCAAAGGGAGACAGAGGACCCAUGGGCUUACCUGGCCCUGCUGGGAUAGGGAAAGCUGGCCAACCGGGCAAGGAUGGACUCCCUGGUCCUCCGGGCGCUCCUGGCAUGGUCGGACCUAAGGGGUCAAAGGGUGAUGAAGGCCUGAAUGGGGAGAGAGGAGAUCCUGGAAUUCCCGGGAUAAACGGAAUUCCAGGUCCCAAGGGAGAUCCAGGUCCUCCAGCACAGAAGGGUGAUCAGGGUGUGAGAGGUAGAAGAGGCAGAUCAGGAAAAAAAGGUGAAAAAGGUGAUCACGGCGCUCCCGGAUUAGAUGCCCCAUGUCCUGUGGGAGAAGACGGAUUGCCGCUGGCUGGGUGCUGGCAGAAGUAAUAUACUGAUGUGCCCAGCAUGAGGAAUGUAUAUAAGCACGUGGAAUGCCAAAAGAGACUAUUUUUAUUCUAUUUUAUUUGAAGCAAUACGUAACAAAAACUGUAUAAAGCAAUAUUUUGUCUGGAAAGAGGAAAUGAUGAUUUUAUUUAUACUACCUGUUCUCGAUACCAUGUGCUAAGUUAUUUCAGUUGGUGCCGACCUGACCAAAAUGUUCAAUCUUGCUUGUCCAAACUUGGGAAAAUGAGGACUGGUACUCGUGGCGCAUGAAUUUUAGCGAAAGGCUUUGCAAGCAGCCAUAUAUGGUUCUUCUGUUGAUGCUAAAGCCGGUUAUUGAUUGAAGCAGCAGACACAUAUAUUUUUUCCCCGAGUUUUUACGGAGGUUUCUCUACGUGAUGUGAAAUGGCCAACACUAACACCGUGCCAGUCUUUCCAUUAUUUAUUGGCUUCUCUCAUUGUCCCCACGUCACUCCCAAAAGGAUAACAACUAAUGUUGAUCCAUCUGAUUGACCUUCGCUGAUUAACAAGGUUGGGCAUUUUGGUCUGGUCUGAGUAUCUUCUAGCCGAGUUAUAACGUGGCAGUUCUGUAUACUGACCAAGUACUAAUGGCAUUAGGAACUAGGGGGCUAGACAUUUGGUGCUGCAUGGUACUUCCAACAAAUUACUAACAGGAAAACAGCUCAACAAUGUAGUCAAGUAACUUAGUAAUAAUUCCCUUCGUCCGUAAUUUUUUCAGGGAUUCUUUAUAAUUGAGACGAAAGGAGACAGGUACAUAGUUUGAGAAAACUUCGGUGCACCAACCCAAAAUUCCUCAGUCUGGACAUAUCGAGAUAUUACAGCAAAAAAAAAAUCACCAUUCAAUGUUCAUCGCAUUCCCUCAUGCAUAUUCAUGGUGUAACGGUGGUGGCAUGACGGGAGCUGUUUUGCUGAUGUUGCAUCUGACAAUCACAAGAAGAUAUCCAGAAAGAGAGAAAGAAAGAUCCGAAACUGUGAUGGACAGUGAAGUUAGGUAUGUUAGGGUCUGGACUGUGGGGCCGAGGGAGGAAGCAAAAGACAAGCAAGAGCAGCACAAGGACCUUCCAGCUGGUGUCAGCACCGAUGACAGCUCACCCAGGGUUGAUAGACGUUAUCCAGGACUUCAUUGGUAGAUUUGUGGCUGUUUUCCUAUGUAUUUUUUUAUGAUCAUGGCACCAUAUUAUGUCAGUAUAGCACCCUCAUCAUGUUUGUUCCUCGACAUUAAGAUCAUCACGGGUGUCAUAGCAGCAAGAACACACUAGAAACAGCAACCAUGGUUACUCCACUGUAUACAUGUGUGUUCUGAAAGAGUACCAACCAUUUCAGCAGAUUCGACAGCUUGAAGGGCAUCAAGCUGAACCUGUGACACCUUUGUGACUCCAGACACAUUUCUUUUGGUCAUUCCAUUGCUGUUGUCUGAACACUGAAAAACUUCAGUGACUCGGGGGUCUUGAACAUCCCACAGAAAAAAAGACAUUUUUUUCACACACACACAAAAAUGUCUGAAACUUUGAUUUAAAGAGACCAUCUGAAAUUGGUAAUGUUGGCACUUUAGCCAGCAUCGACUUUGUAAAUUUCUCAGAGACGCAUAUGUUGUGGCGUACGCACAAGCACUACAGAGGUAGUAUUUCUGGUUGUUUCAUUGGAAAUGAUUUAUCUUUGAGUAGACAUUUUGAUGCCCAACAUUCACAACUUCAAUGUAUGUUUAUGUUUGAGGCCAUGAACUGUGCCUAUGGUCUGGUAUUGCCCAGUGUUUUGCAACAGCACCCAAUUUUCAUUUUAGUUCACUGAACCAUACCUAACCUAGUGUAAGCUGUAACAAACAUGGCAUUUGUUUAAAAGCAGCAUUUAUCGAGUUACGCCUGGCUUUGAUGGUCUAAUUUUAUGACCAGUCGUGAUAUGUCUAAAAAAAAAAGAAGUUGUAAACAUUUUGUAAAUAUGGAGAAUUUAGUGGUAGUUGCGGUAGUGUUUUUUACGUACAGUUAGGAGGAAGGUGCGAAAUGGUAGAAUCAACUAACAUAUUGAAUACAUCUAUAAUCUAUGUACAUAAGAUUUUAUUGGUGUAUUGCUCAAGAUGUGAGCAUUUUACAUUUACCCUGUAUUUCAACUUAUUUAUCAGGAAAUCUGAUGCCUUUGUGUAGCUUCUGUUCAUACCGUAGCUUUCAUUGUCGUAUGUAUACGUAAGAAGUUCGUAUUUAUUUUUAAGGCGAAGCACAUGUUCAGCCAGGUUUUAUCUGUUUGUGGAGAGGAGUUGAGCAGAUGGUACUUUUUAAAGUGAACAGUAUGGUGCUGAUGAAAGUAGACAUAAUGUUAUGCUAGAAUACAGGUGUUGGGUAACUUGCUGAGUUCCCUCAGUCAACUGAGCUUGUAGUGUUCUUGGUGAUAGUAGAUUCAACUCGCCAUUCCUUAUUAUGAUUGGGUUUAAGAAGAAGAAAUAAAACCGAAGCAGCUUAACAGACAAACUGAUGUUAUUUCAUGGAAAUCUGAUGACCAUCUGUACUUAAAUACUUGAUUGUAUUUCAAUACUUAAUUGUGUUUAUAAAGAACAAAGCAGAGCCAUCCCGUCUAGCAAAAUGCGAGUGGCUCUUGAUUGUCCACAUGUACUACUUCGUGGUAGUAAUGCGCAACCAGCAUAACGAAGUAAGCUUUCUAUGGUUGUGAAAAAAGACACAGAUAUUGAAGUCACAUGUUGUUGUUUUCAAUCAUGCAAACUUGUUAGACAUGGAAGUUCCAAGACAUUGUUGUAUUUUUUGGUGAUCAGACAGAAGACCAUCAAGCGCAUGAGGUCGUAGUGUGAAUGUAACGAUUGUGAAUGUUGUAUUUACGGUGUGAAUGUUUCUAUGUUUUGUCGUCGAGAGUGUAUAUUGUCUGAAGAUGAGUCUAGCCUACCAGAACUGUGAAUAGCCAGUUAACAGUUUAGUGCUGUUGUUAACCAAACCCAGCCAUAGAGGUAAUAUACAUGUAAGGCAAUUGCAGCAGACUCAAACUGCCGACACGUUGUAGCUCUAAACAUGUAGCUAACGGUAUUGACGUUGUAUCUCUGUAUUGAACAUUAACGUUAAUGAGAUAAUGUUUCUUUUCUACAAUAAACUGUAUCAUUGUUCGAA